ACCGUUCCUCUCUCUCACAGGUUCUCUGGAGUCUCUGGUAAUGGCGGAAACCUCUGCCUUGUGCUUCUCCAAUUUCUCGUCUCAUAUAACGAUUUAUCGCAAUCGGAACGCCAAUUCCCCUCCCUCCGCCGCGAUAUCCCUAAGAUUCUCUCCGUUUUCUCGCGCUCCGCCGUCUCGCCCGCCGCGGUUCGCAGCUAUGGCCUCGCAUUCCGGUAGCUUCCCCGAUGACGAUCUCUUCAGCUUCUUCCCGUGGUCCGCCGGAAAUAACGACAUUGAAUGGGUUCCCGAGGAAAGAGUGACGCUUUUCACUUCCGAUGGGCUGAUUCAGAUUGGGGGCAACAUGGUUCCACGGCGUAUCAGGUCAUCCGAUAAGAAACAAUGGAGAUUAAAGACCCCAGAAAGAUUUCAAAGGUUCCAAGAAAGUGACUACAUGGAUCCACACCAGGGUCUAUGCCUCGGAGCUCUGUUUGACAUUGCUGCAACAAAUGUAAGGAAUUCUUCGUCGGGCAUGUUGAACAAGAAAAACACUUCCAUUGUAGCGUAUCAUCUUAUGCAAUACUCGAUGCAUUUGCCACAGGGACUAGAUGCAGGGAGAAGGCUUUGUAUUUUGGGGUUCUGCCGCUCUAUCGAGAUGCUUAGCGAUGUUGUCGAAGACACUGUUUUAGAACAUGGUGGAGAGAUUGUAGCAUCGGAAAAGGAGAGCAAAGGAGGAUUACACGAAAAGCUGACGAUGACAGUGGCUGUACCGUACCUUUGGGGCGUCCCUCCGGCCUCGGAAACGCUACAUCUCGCCGUUCGAACCGGAGGAGGCAUCGUGGAGAAGGUUUACUUGCAAUGGGAUUUCUUGUGAGUGAACACUAAUCUCAUCCUCCUCGAUUCUUUUUUUAUGAUCGGACUUUGUAUAUAACCAUUCUUUGUUCCAAGUCUGUGAUAUACUGUACAUAACAACGAUCACGUUAUUAUGCAAUAUUUAAUACCGUAAAUGCCAAAUGUACCCUUGACUAAA
Messenger RNA from Tarenaya hassleriana, 1006 nucleotides. RefSeq lists its product as uncharacterized. The record is from RefSeq and is a predicted model, not a curated record. NCBI's taxonomy places the organism in Eukaryota, Viridiplantae, Streptophyta, Magnoliopsida, Brassicales, Cleomaceae. The transcript is spliced from 5 exons. The coding region runs from base 41 to 850 and encodes 269 amino acids.